Messenger RNA from Knipowitschia caucasica, 789 nucleotides. The record is from the annotation of a GenBank genome assembly. Lineage: Eukaryota; Metazoa; Chordata; Actinopteri; Gobiiformes; Gobiidae.
AUGAAGCACCCCGGGCAGAAGCUGGAGAGGGUGAAGGAGGAGCCAGACGAGCACCUGUGUCUCUCCGAUUUCAACAUUGUGUUUGUGAAGACAGAAAAGGAAGAAGAAGAAGAAGCAAAGAGCCCUCCUAUAAUAAGUCCUGGGUCUAGUCUAAAACAGGGUCAGGACCAGGGGAUAUCUAAGACUUCCCAGAAGAAAGAGGAGUCAGAGGAACAGAGUCAUGAGCUACAGCACGACACACCGUUUGUUGCGCACUUGAACAUAGUGUAUGUGAAGGAAGAGGAGACGGAGGGAGACGAAGCAGAGACCAGAGACACAACGGGCCUGGAGACGGGCCUGGAGACGGGCCUGGAGACGGACCUGGAGACGGGCCUGGAGACGGGCCUGGAGACGGACCUGGAGACGGGCCUGGAGACGGGCCUGGAGACGGGCCUGGAGACGGGCCUGGAGACGGACCUGGAGACGGGCCUGGAGACGGGCCUGGAGACGGGCCUGGAGACGGGCCUGGAGACGGGCCUGGAGACGGACCUGGAGACGGGCCUGGAGACGGGCCUGGAGACGGGCCUGGAGACGGGCCUGGAGACGGGCCUGGAGACGGGUCUGGAGACGGGUCUGGAGACGGGCCUGGAGACGGGUCUGGAGACGGGUCUGGAGACGGGUCUGGAGACGGGUCUGGAGACGGGCCUGGAGACGGGUCUGGAGACGGGUCUGGGGACGGGUCUGGAGCAGGAGACAGACAACACAGCUGCCACUUCUGUGAUGAGCACUUCCCUCACGCAAAGAGACUGA